Molecule: messenger RNA, 2137 nt
Organism: Salvia hispanica
Lineage: Eukaryota; Viridiplantae; Streptophyta; Magnoliopsida; Lamiales; Lamiaceae
Product: protein NRT1/ PTR FAMILY 8.2-like
Biological process (GO): transmembrane transport; oligopeptide transport
Cellular component (GO): membrane
Molecular function (GO): transmembrane transporter activity
Source: RefSeq, a predicted model, not a curated record
GCUACGAGGAUUUCUGUAUUCCAAAAUUUCUGCGCUCCCACUCUUAAUCUUGUCCACUUGUAGAUUCUUCUCUUACUCAUUUCAUUAAACAAGUCAACUUCUCUGACUCUUUUGUGAACAGAACAAAACAAAACAAAACAACGCAACGCAACGAUCUCUCUCUCCCUCACACUCACAUCAUUCGAGGUAACUUCAUCGUGCCUUACAAGUAGGCGUAGCUAAGGGUUGCGGGGGAGAAUUGCGUAGAGUGGAGCUGCUCCUAUGGCGGAGGAUGAUUUGUACACUAAAGAUGGGACGGUUGAUUUCCGCGGUAAUCCUGCAAAGAGGAGUGAGACGGGAACAUGGAAAGCUUGCCCUUAUAUUUUAGGCAACGAAUGUUCUGAGCGGUUGGCAUACUAUGGGAUGAGCUCCAAUCUGGUGGUUUAUUUCAAGAAGCACCUCAACCAACACAGCACCACUGCUUCCAACAAUGUCACCAAUUGGGGAGGGACGUGCUACAUAACACCACUCAUUGGAGCCUUUCUGGCCGAUGCAUAUCUUGGAAGAUAUUACACAAUUGCCUUGUUUUCCAUCAUAUAUGUUAUUGGGAUGACAUUGUUGACACUAUCAGCAUCAAUCCCAGGCCUGAGACCAGCUUGCCAUGGGAAAGACGAUUGCCACGCAACAACCAUGCAAUCUGUAGUAUGUUUCAUUGCACUCUACUUGAUAGCCCUCGGGACAGGUGGGAUCAAGCCAUGCGUCUCCUCCUUUGGAGCGGAUCAAUUUGAGGACACUGAUGAGGUUGAGAAGAAGCACAAAAGCUCCUUCUUCAACUGGUUCUACUUCUCGAUCAAUGUUGGUGCCUUGGUUGCUGCUUCUGUCCUAGUUUGGGUGCAAAUGAACGUCGGCUGGAACUGGGGGUUUGGCAUCCCCACAGUGGCCAUGGCAAUAGCUGUUGUGUUCUUCUUCUCAGGCACUCGUUUGUAUCGGAAUCAAAAACCCGGGGGAAGCCCCCUUACACGCAUCUGCCAAGUUCUGGUAGCAUCUUUCAGGAAGUAUCAUGUUAAUGUUCCUGCGAACGAGGAGUCAUUGUAUGAAACCGGUGAUGCUGAUUCUGCGAUCAAGGGAAGUCGCAAGCUCGAGCACACCAAAGAUUUUAGAUUCUUAGACAAGGCUGCAGUGCAGACGGAAUCAGACAUAGUAAAGGGCUUGGUGGAUCCGUGGAGGCUCUGCACGGUGACACAAGUGGAGGAGCUGAAGGCCAUCAUACGCCUUCUUCCAGUAUGGGCAACCGGGAUCAUCUUUGCCACGGUAUAUGGCCAAAUGGGCACUUUGUUUGUGUUGCAAGGAUUAACAAUGUAUACAAAGAUGGGGAAUAGGGGAUUUGAAAUCCCGGAAGCGUCUCUGAGCAUCUUUGACACUCUCAGCGUGCUUUUCUGGGUCCCCGUAUACGACAGGCUCAUUGUUCCUGCUGCCAGAAAACUCACCGGGCACAAGAAUGGGAUCACUCAGCUCCAAAGAAUGGGGAUUGGACUUUUCAUCUCCAUCUUCUCCAUGCUCUCAGCUGGGAUUCUCGAGGUCAUCAGGCUAAGCUAUGUCAGAAGGCACAACUUGUACGAGCUGGAUAAAAUAGACAUAUCGAUUUUCUGGCAGGUUCCUCAGUAUUUCAUCAUAGGGUGUGCAGAGGUGUUCUUUUUCAUAGGGCAGCUUGAGUUCUUCUACGAACAAGCGCCUGAUGCUAUGAGAAGCUUGUGCUCGGCCCUUCAGCUCACGACCGUGGCUCUUGGUAGCUAUCUGAGCACUCUGCUGGUGACUAUCGUAACCAAAAUCAGCACGCGCCAUGGGAAGCCCGGGUGGAUACCGGACAACCUCAACCACGGCCACCUCCACUACUUCUACUGGCUCCUGGCCGGGCUGAGCGUUCUCAAUCUGGGCGUCUUCAUGUUGGUCGCCAAGUGGUACACGUACAAGAAGCCGCUUGGAACGCUUCGUUGAUGGCUUGUGAGCACGGAUGAUGGAUCUUCGUGUUGCAUACUUCACUCACCAAAAUGGGUUGUUGUAAGUUAGGCCUAAGGAUGUCAUUGUUGUGCAUAUAAGCUAUUAUCUGCAAAUUGAUGUAAGAUUUUGUUGUUCAUUAUCAGUAACUAUUGUCUGUCAA